Messenger RNA from Arabidopsis arenosa, 1342 nucleotides. NCBI's taxonomy places the organism in Eukaryota, Viridiplantae, Streptophyta, Magnoliopsida, Brassicales, Brassicaceae. The record is from the annotation of a GenBank genome assembly.
AUAGUAGAGAAAGAAAAAAAGUAUAUAUAUAUAUAUAAAUGAAUUUGUAUUGAAAAGCUCUCGAAGAACACUGACGGCGAUGGAGGCGCCUCUAGGGGCUAAUGGGUUGAUCUUGGAGAGAUUCGGUGUUCUUCCUUUAGGACUGAUGAAGGAUUUUCGGCUUAUUUGGAUCUGGUCUCAGGAAGGAGCAGAAGUUUUGAGUGUUAUCCGAAUCGGAUUCAAGGUAUUAAGGUCAGGUCUGGUCCCGGAGAGGGAUUGGAAGGAUUAUGGGUCUGCUUUGGUGUCUCUUAAUGGUGAUUUGUUUGUCUCGGUUCGGUUUUCAACGGUUGAGAUGGCAGCCUCGACUAAGGAGACAGAAAAUGAAGUUCCGUGGGAGUUUAGAUUUUUGGGUUUGAGAUCUUCAAGCUUCAAGCGGCUUGUGGUCUUAGGAGUUUUGCAAGUAGCUCAUCCAAAGGUUGAAGAGGAAGGCUCAGGUGUGGUGACGGCUAGGGAGUAUUUCUGUUUUCUAGUAUCUGUUGGGUCACAGAGCCAGAGUCUUGAAGCGUUUGAUUACGGGUUUGUUCUAGUGAAUAUUAAGGGUGGUGUCUUUGAUUCGCUUUUGUCUCCAAUAAUUGAAAUGGAAAUCUCGACUACGGAGGCAGAGAACUGGGAGUCUCGACUGUUGGUAUUGAGGUUUUCUGGUUUCACGUUGGAUAGGGUCUUGGGAGAUUUGAAAGUACAAGCUUUUCCAAAAAUUGAAGAGGAAAUCUCAAUGGCGGUGACGGCUAAGGAGUCAUGCCGGUUUAUAAUUUCUGUUGGGCCACAGAGCCAAAGUCUGGAGGCAUCUGAGAAGAGUGAGCAACAAUAUCUCGAUUUCCCGAUACUCUUUGAGAGGAAUCUAAUGGUUUUUAGGAAGUUUUUUGGAAGGUAUUUACUUGGUUCAGAGAUAUGGGGAUCCCAAAUAAGGUUAAUUGAGUCUUUGCAGAAUCAAAAUCUGGGGGAAGUUGAGGAAGAGCAGCUAGCGGAGGAUGGUGAUAAGGUUGAUACGAAUCAGGUCAGUGACGAGGAAGAUAUGGACUCUGAGAAUAAUGAGGAGAAGCUGAAGGCUGAGAAUCAAUUGGUGGCUGACGGGGCAGAUGGGGGUAUGGGACGCAAGAAAGGAACAAGUUGCCUUCAAGGGAUUAGUUUUAUGAAGCGUAAUGCCCAUUUACUGACAUCUCCACGGAGGAGACAUGUUCAAAAGGGAGUGAAGCAGGUGACGGAAGGCAGGAACCCGAGGAACCAGGACAUGGUGAAGGGGAUGGCGGGUGGUGACAAACCACCAAAACACAAAGGUUGUUAAAUGAAGGUUUUGAGUUGGAAU